AUGACAGAACUUAAGUCCAUUGAACAAUUAAUCAAUAUAUAUCAAGCAAUAAGAACUGAGAAGUUGCUGAAGAUAAAGCCUGGAUUUUCGAUAGACUUUGACUGUCCACCUGUUGUUUCAGAAGAUGUUCCUCAAUCUCUUCCUAUCGAGACAAUAAAACUACCUCUGACAAACUCAAAAGAAUUAUCGUCUGAAAUCAGUUCAUUAAAUGCGUUACAACAGCCUGAUACACUGCAGGAUUUCGUAUGUCAAGUGCAACAAAUUGAUAGUUCUCAUAAUCACAAUGAUGACAGUAACAGAAAAUAUGAAAAUACAAAAACAACAUAUACUAUUAAUCGAAUGGCAAGCGAUGGGAAAAAUGUAAUGUAUACAAGUUAUUACGAUGAAGGAUCUGAUCUUAUUACAUACAGAUGUAUGAACAGUGUUGAUCGAUAUAAGCAUUGGAAACAAUCACGUAUUGACGAUAUGAUAUGGUGGAAUAAUAUUGCUAAGUUUAUCUGUGCUACUAAAGAUGGAAACUAUGCGGUGGAUUCCAUCAAAGAGAUGUUUAAAAUUACAUGUAUUAUACGUGGUAAAUGUUCGUAUUGUCGUGUAGCAGCUAAUGCUGAUAAUCUCUUUAUAUGGAUCAAUCGUACCGAAAAUAAAUUUUAUGGUGUUGAAGUCUAUUCUAACCAAUUUGAGUGUAUAAGACUCAUUGACUUCAACCGUCGUCCAGUUGAAUAUUUUAUACGCAACAUUGUUAGUUUUUGUGUGACAGAUAAUCUUGUGGCAUCAAUUUGUACGCGUAUGCAGAAUUAUCGUGAAACUUUUCUGGUUACUUUCUGUGAUUUUCAAAUGAACAAAUUGAACUCAAUUGCUCUUGGUGAAUGUGAUGGCUUUAUAGAAAUUCGUACCGACGGAAAGGAUCGAUUCUUCAUUACAACGGGACGUCGUCGAUUUUAUAUUAUUCAUUCCAAUGGUAAAAAGCAAAUAAUCAAUCUUAACAGUGAUGGUGACUGUAUUGCGAUUCUUCAUAAUGGACGCGUUGCUAUCAGUAAACAGCGCAAAAGCAUGGAAAUCAUAACUUAUUAA
Molecule: messenger RNA, 1071 nt
Organism: Rotaria sp. Silwood2
Lineage: Eukaryota; Metazoa; Rotifera; Eurotatoria; Philodinida; Philodinidae
Source: the annotation of a GenBank genome assembly